AUAUUGUCCCCCCUCCCCUCCGUCCACGGUAAUUACAUUUUCUUUUCGAGGAGUCAGCGGGGACGUGAGACACGAGCAUGCGCACAUGCACGGUCAGUUAUCACGACGGCCCAUGCCCUCCGCACCCCCUUCAGCGCGUGCAAGUGUGCGCGUGUCCGCUGGUGCCCCGCCGUGUCGCUCGCGCAGACCUCCUCUUCACGCGCAGCGGGGCUCGAGUCCGUGAGUCUCCGGUGAGUCUCCGGUGGAAUGUAACUUCUUCCCUCGGUUCUGUCCGUUCUGUUGCCGUGGAAACGUCCGCCCGCUUCUUCUUCUGGUGUUUGAACGUGAAGCCGCAGGCAGAUCGGAGCAGCGCCUCAUCUGAUAGGCUCAUCAUGUCACCCAGUCGGCCCCGCCCCCCCGCACUCCGCCACCCACUCCUACUCCUCCUCGUUCAAAUAACCGCUUGCUCUUGGUCAGCUGACAACACAAGCGAGGCCCUUAAGGAGGUGACCUUGGCAGCAAUCUUGCCUCUGACCAACACGGAUUACGCGUGGGCGUGGCCUCGCGUUGCCCCCGCCCUCUUCCAGGCUGUACGGCUGGUGAACUCUGACCCUUGGCUGCUGCCGGGCCUGAAGCUCCAGCUGGUUCAUGGCAGCUCGGAGAACCAGGACGGCUUUUGCUCGGACUCCAUGGCGCCGCUGGUGGCGGUAGACCUGAAGGUGUCCCACGACCCGUGGGCCUUCGUGGGCCCAGGCUGCGACUACUCGUCCUCGCCCGUCGCCCGCUUCACCACCCACUGGGAGGUUCCCAUGGUGACUGCCGGCGCCCGCGCCGUGGGCUUUGAGCGCUACGCGGCAGUCACCAACACAGGACCCACCCACCGGAAGCUGGGCGAGUUCGGCGCUCGGAUCCAAGAGGAAAUGGGCUGGCGGCACCACGCCAUGCUCGUAUUCAGCGACAACAAAGACGCAAACGACGACCGGUCGUGCUUCUUUGCCGUGGAGGGCCUGUACGCGCAGCUGGGCCAACGCAACGUGAGCAUUCACGAGCACGCGCUGCAGGGCGACCACCUCGACUACAAGGAGGAGGUGCAGCACAUCCGCGACAACGGCCGGGUUGUGUACCUCUGUUGCUCCUGGGACAUUCUCAGGAAUCUCAUGGUCCAGUUCUGGAAGGACGGGGUGGAGUUGGAGCACUACAUCUUCUUCUUCAUUGAUCUUUUUGCUGAGGGUCUGGGGGGGCAGGGGCCUGUCCGGCCUUGGUUCAGAGGAGACUCGAACGACUUCGCUGCCCGCCGAGCUUUCAGGAGUGUGAAGGUGAUAACCUACCGGAAGCCUCAGAAUCCAGAAUAUCUUCAGUUUGUUGAGACUCUAAAGAACGAUGCAAAGAAACUAUUCAACUACACUAUUAAAGACUCUCUGUAUAACCUGAUCGCUGCAGGGUUCCAUGAUGGAGUAAUGAUGUACUCUCAGGCCCUGAAUGAGACCCUCAGUGAACAGAGAACAGGACCAGAGCCAGGAGCGGUUCGGAGGCCCCGAGGAGAUCUGGUGACCAAGAGGAUGUGGAACAGAACCUUCUCUGGAGUGAUGGGUCCGGUGGAGAUGGACGAGUUUGGGGACAGACAGAUGGACUUUGCUGUGUGGGACACCAUCGACGUGGAGUCUGGCGAGUUCCAGGUCGUGUGCGUGUACAACAGUAGCAUGAAACAGCUGAUCAUGCAAGGUGGGUGGUUCUUCCAGUGGCCAGGUGGCUCUCCACCUCCAGAUGUCCCCAAGUGUGGCUUCAAAAAUGACAAACCAGGCUGCCUCGCACGUACAGUUACCAUGCAUCAGAUGGUUUCCAUAGUGAUCUGCUUCGUCUUCGUAAUCAUUGUUACCGUGACUGUUUUCAUCUACAGGAAGUUGAAGCUGGAGAGCGAGCUGGCAGCUCAGCUGUGGAGAGUUUUAUGGGACGACGUCCAGAUGAGCGACCUGGAUAAAGUCCUGAGGAGAACCUGCAGCCGCCUCACCAUGUCACUGAAAGGUUCUAACUGCGGCUCGCUGAUGACGAUGGAGGGGAACUUCCAGAUAUACACCAGAACUGGAUACUACAAGGGAAACCUGGCAGCCAUCAAGUAUAUCAACAAGAAACGUAUUGAACUGAACAGGAAGGUCCUCUUUGAGCUAAAACAUAUGCGAGAUGUUCAGAACGAGCACCUGACGCGCUUCAUUGGUGCCUGCAUUGAUCCACCAAACACGUGCAUCAUCACAGAGUAUUGCCCCAGAGGCAGCCUGCAGGACUUGAUGGAGAGCGACAGCAUCACUCUGGACUGGAUGUUCAGAUACUCUCUCAUCACUGACAUCGUCAAGGGCAUGUUGUUCCUUCACAACAGCGCCAUGGUCUCCCACGGCAAUCUGAAGUCCUCUAACUGUGUGGUGGACAGUCGCUUUGUGCUGAAGAUUACUGAUUAUGGUCUGGAAAGUCUUCGGCCCUCCAGCUUCCCAGAGGACACAUACGCCUACUACGCACGUAAACUGUGGACGGCACCGGAGCUAAUGAGGACAGACUCCCCCAACCCCUGUGGGACUCAGAAAGGAGACGUUUACAGCUUUAGUAUCAUCCUACAGGAGGUGGCUCUGUUGAGAGGAGUCUUCUACCUGGACUCACUCACUAUGACCCCGAAAGACAUUGUCCAGGCUGUGGUUCAUGGUGGUGCCCCCCCCCUCAGGCCCUCCCUCUGCCUCCACAGUCACAGUGAGGAGCUCGGGCUCCUGAUGCAGCGCUGCUGGAGCGAAGAGCCCAACGACAGACCCGACUUCAACAGCAUCAAGAUGCUGCUCAGGAAGCAGCACAGGGGUUAUGGCUCAAACAUCCUGGACAACCUUCUGUCUCGUAUGGAGCAGUACGCCAACAACCUGGAGGAGCUGGUGGAGGAACGAACUGAAGCUUAUCACGAGGAGAAACGCAAGGCUGAAGCUCUGCUCUACCAGAUACUACCUCACUCAGUAGCCGAGCAGUUGAAACGAGGUGAGACAGUUCAAGCUGAAGCUUUUGACUCCGUCACCAUUUACUUCAGUGACAUUAUUGGCUUCACUGCCCUGUCGGCUGAGAGUACACCUCUGCAGGUCGUGACCUUAUUGAACGACCUUUACACCUGCUUUGACGCCGUCAUCGACAACUUCGACGUUUACAAGGUGGAAACCAUCGGUGACGCCUACAUGGUGGUGUCCGGCCUGCCGGUGAGGAACGGGAAGCUUCAUGGGCGGGAGGUUGCCCGCAUGAGCCUCGCCCUCCUGGACAGGGUGAAGAGCUUCAGGAUCAGACACCGAGCCAAUCAGCAGCUCCGGCUCCGCAUCGGCAUCCACAGCGGUCCAGUGUGUGCUGGUGUGGUCGGCCUGAAGAUGCCCAGGUACUGUCUUUUUGGAGACACCGUCAACACAGCAUCUCGCAUGGAGUCCAACGGAGAAGCUCUCAGGAUUCACGUGUCCGAGGCAACGUGUGAGGUUCUAAAGGAGUUUAACUGUUUUCAGCUGGAAUACAGAGGAGACAUCAAGAUGAAGGGGAAAGGAAGCAUGAAGACCUUCUGGCUGCUAGGGGAGGAGGUAGCAAAGUAGAAGAGAGCAGAGGAGGAGACAAAAUAAAGGAAAGCACAGGAGGAGUCAGUGAAUGAGAAGAGAGGAGGACACUGACUGAAGGAGAGGAGAGGAGGAGGCAGAGUGAAGGAGAGGAGGAGACAGACUUAAGGAGGAGAGGAUGCAGCUUGAAGGAGAGGAAAAUACUAAAGGAGGCGAGAAACAAUUAUGAACCCCUCCCCCUCCUCUUGUUUUGGAUGUUAACCUGUGACAUCAUCCUCUUUGUUCAGGAUAUGAAGGUGUUAGGGUUGAAGUUUAUUGUGCUUCAUUCAUAUCGCUUUUUCAUUUGUGGGUGGAGCAUCUUCUUUUAAACGCUAUGUUUUUAACAGAGUUAUUGUUGUGUAUUUGUGUGUAAAGUGUCAAAGAAAACUUAAAUAAAUGUCUGUUAAAAUGAA
Pungitius pungitius (ninespine stickleback) is the source of this 3985-nucleotide messenger RNA. RefSeq names its product natriuretic peptide receptor 1a (gene npr1a). The record is from RefSeq and is a predicted model, not a curated record. Gene Ontology annotation, biological process: protein phosphorylation; cGMP biosynthetic process; receptor guanylyl cyclase signaling pathway. Gene Ontology annotation, cellular component: plasma membrane. NCBI's taxonomy places the organism in Eukaryota, Metazoa, Chordata, Actinopteri, Perciformes, Gasterosteidae. Bases 78 to 3572 code for a protein of 1164 amino acids. The transcript has 21 exons. Gene Ontology annotation, molecular function: guanylate cyclase activity; natriuretic peptide receptor activity; peptide hormone binding.